This is a messenger RNA of Oreochromis aureus, 1124 nucleotides long. Its product is annotated as forkhead box protein G1-like. Gene Ontology annotation, cellular component: nucleus. The record is from RefSeq and is a predicted model, not a curated record. The transcript has 3 exons. Gene Ontology annotation, biological process: regulation of transcription by RNA polymerase II. Bases 84 to 1124 code for a protein of 346 amino acids. Gene Ontology annotation, molecular function: DNA-binding transcription factor activity; sequence-specific double-stranded DNA binding. NCBI's taxonomy places the organism in Eukaryota, Metazoa, Chordata, Actinopteri, Cichliformes, Cichlidae.
GGUGGAGGACCUCGGAGUUGUUGUUGUUGUUCAUUUUUUUUUAUUAUUUAUUCCUGGUUUUGUCGGGAGAGCCGCCACCGGGCAUGGAGGAUGUAAAAGACCCGCCGACCGUGCACCGGUCCUCCUCCUUCAGCAUCAAGAGCCUCCUGCUGCCCUCCAAGUGCGAGCGUGCGGACUCCGCGAUGGUCGCGAUCCACGGAGCCCCGUGUCCCUCCCCGGGCUCCGACUGCGAGAAGUCUCUGGACCCCCCGGAGGUGGACUCCGCGGCCUCCACGCUCCUAGAGCCGGAGAAACCGGGCAAGAAAAACGGGAAGUACGACAAGCCUCCGUUCAGCUACAACGCGCUGAUCAUGAUGGCCAUCCGGCAGAGCCCCGAGAAGCGGCUCACGCUCAACGGCAUCUACGAGUUCAUCAUGAAGAACUUCCCGUACUACCGGGAGCACAAGCAGGGCUGGCAGAACUCCAUCCGGCACAACCUCAGCCUCAAUAAGUGCUUCGUUAAGGUGCCCCGGCACUACGACGACCCGGGCAAGGGCAACUACUGGAUGCUGGACCCGAGCAGCGACGACGUGUUCAUCGGCGGGACCACCGGGAAGCUCCGCCGGCGCUCCGCCACCUCUCGGGGCAAGCUGGCGAUGAAGCGCGGUUUGCGCUUCGCUCCUCUCGGGCUGGGCAUCAACGAGCGGAGCAGCAACCCGCUGUACUGGCAGCUGUCCCCGUUCCUGUCCCUGCACCACCACCACCACCAUCACCCGCACUACAACGGCUCGUCCGCCGGCUUCCUGAACCAGGCGGCUGGCUACGGCUCGUUGCUGCCCGCCGUGGAGCAGCUGAGUAACGGGGAGCUGGGCCGCUCGCUGCCGCUGGGCCUGACGAACAGUUACGGGAUGAGCUCGUCGCCGGUCGGGCUGCUGUCUGGUCAGCCCGGGUACUUCGUGUCGGGGAGCCAGCAGCCUCCCCAUCUCCCGCAGGGCGCGCCGGGCUUCGGCGGCUCCCCGCAGGCGCUGCUCUCGGACUCGCUCAGAAACAGCUCGCUACCGGCCUUCUCCCCCGGCGUGUCCGCGGGGUUCCCCGGGGUGCUGUCCCACCAAAAGAGGGUGACCCCUAACGCGUUCCUAAACUGA